Messenger RNA from Lampris incognitus (smalleye Pacific opah), 3552 nucleotides. It is a transcript of the gene kif11, whose product is annotated as kinesin family member 11. The record is from RefSeq and is a predicted model, not a curated record. Lineage: Eukaryota; Metazoa; Chordata; Actinopteri; Lampriformes; Lampridae. Gene Ontology annotation, biological process: mitotic spindle assembly; microtubule-based movement. Gene Ontology annotation, molecular function: plus-end-directed microtubule motor activity; ATP binding; microtubule binding. Gene Ontology annotation, cellular component: nucleus; spindle microtubule. Bases 282 to 3440 code for a protein of 1052 amino acids. The transcript has 27 exons.
UCUGGUAGACUGAACCCGCUUUGUUGAUAUAUCCCGUUCACAAAACUAAACUUUUUCGUAAGGAAAAAGCGGUCCGAUUUCCUAAGGAAGCAAGCCAAAGGAGAUUUCAUAAUUUGGGAAAGUCGCUGUGGAAUAAUUUGUUGGGAUAGCUUUAGUUGUAUUUGUAUCUUGGUUAGCGUUAGCUGCGAUUCUAGCCAGACGUUAACUUAGCGACCGUUUUCAAACGUCCCGGCGUCAGCGUGCUUCUCAGUAUUCAUCGGAAAUCUUUUGUUGCUGCAAAAAUGUCAUCGCAAACUCUGAACAGUAGCAAACGAGAAGAGAAGGGGAGGAAUAUCCAGGUGGUGGUCAGAUGCAGACCAUUGAAUACAGUAGAGCGCAAGACCUCCUUUGGUGUUAUGGACUGUGACGUUAACAAGAGGGAGGUGAUCGUUAGGACAGGUGGGAUGAAUGACAAGCUGUCCCGGAAAACCUACACAUUUGACAUGGUGUUUGGCCAAGCCGCAAAGCAGAUUGAUGUAUACCGGAGUGUUUUGUGCCCUAUCCUGGAUGAAGUCAUCAUGGGUUACAACUGCACAGUCUUUGCGUAUGGGCAGACGGGAACUGGAAAGACAUUCACCAUGGAGGGAGCGAGGAGCCUCGACGAGGAAUUCACUUGGGAAGAGGACCCUCUGGCUGGCAUCAUCCCCAGGACACUGCACCAGAUAUUUGAGAAGCUGUCUGAAAAUGGGACCGAGUUCUCAGUAAAAGUCUCUUUAUUGGAAAUUUACAAUGAAGAACUUUUUGACCUGCUCAGUCCCAGCGACAACGUGACAGAAAAGCUGCAGCUCUUUGAUGACCCUCGCAACAAGCGCGGUGUGCUUGUGAAGGGUCUGGAGGAGGUGACGGUCCAUAACAAAGACGAGGUCUACCAGAUCCUAGAGAGAGGUGCUGCCAAGAGGAAGACGGCCUCCACACUUUUGAAUGCCUACUCAAGUCGCUCCCAUUCUGUCUUUUCAAUUACCAUACACAUGAGGGAGAUCACUUUGGAUGGAGAGGAGCUUGUCAAAAUCGGCAAGCUCAAUUUGGUUGACCUUGCGGGCAGUGAGAACAUUGGCCGUUCGGGGGCAGUAGACAAGCGAGCUCGUGAGGCUGGAAAUAUCAACCAAUCCUUGUUGACACUGGGAAGAGUCAUCACUGCUCUGGUGGAGAAGAGGCCCCAUGUCCCCUACAGAGAGUCCAAACUGACGCGAAUCCUUCAGGACUCACUGGGAGGACGAACCAAGACGUCUAUUAUUGCCACUGUGUCUCCUUCUUCCAGCAACCUUGAGGAGACUUUAAGCACUUUGGAAUACGCCAGCAGAGCCAAGAACAUAUUAAAUAAACCCGAGGUCAACCAGAAGCUCACGAAGAAGACACUGAUAAAGGAAUACACUGAAGAGAUUGAGCGUCUGAAACGGGACCUGGCAGCCACUCGGGAGAAGAAUGGAGUCUACAUGUCAGCUGAGAACUACGAGAACAUGAUGGGUCAAGUCGUCUCCCGGGAGGAGCAGAUGUUGGAGUACACAGAGAGAAUCGCUGUCAUGGAGGAGGAGCUGAAGAGAGUAACUGAGCUGUUUGCUGAAAAUAAAAACCAACUGGAGAAAUAUGCCAACAACCUGCACCUGGAACAGCAGAGGUUGGAGGAAACCCACCAAGACCUACAGCAGACCAAAAAGAGGCUAAAGGAGGAGGAGAUCAUCUGUUCUGAGCUGAGCUCCACUCAGAAGGCCCUCUACAACACUGCCGAAAAGCUGCUCAACACAGUGGAUGCCAGCACCAGUGAUGUCUCAGGCCUCCAUGAAAAGCUUGCAAGGAAGACAAAGGUGGAGAAUCACAAUAUGCAAAUCCAGCAGAGCUUUGCCCAGCGGAUGGAUGAGGCAUUCAAGACCAUGCAGCACUCCAUCCAGCAGCAAGGGGUCAUGCAUCAUAACAUGAUCAACACCUACUCAAUGUCCAUAGAUGGCGUCCUUGUGAGUAAUGAAGCAGCAUGGAAAGGGGCUCAGACAACAGUCGAAUCUCUUGUGGACGGAGUUAGACAGCUGGUUGCUGAGGGCGUGGCUAGUUUCCAGGCCAAAGUCCAGCAACAGGAAGCACUAAGUCAGCAGAACAGAGAAAGCCUUCUGAAGCUGCUGGAGGACCAUGGACAUGACAUGGAAGAUGCUCUGGUGACUCGGACAUUAAAAAGCCUGUCUGCUAUUGGAGAGCUGAAUGGUCUGCUGAGGUCUACAGUCCAGACACAGCGAGCCCUGGCUGACAAGCUGGAGGACAUGGAGCAGAAGUUUUUCAAUGGCUUCACCAGGGAUCUGGAGGACCUGAGGGAGCAGAGUGUUCAAGGUCUCAACACCCUUCAGUCCAAAAUUAAACGGCAAGAUGAAGAGAUCCAGCGGGCAGAGGAGAGGCAUCAGACGAGUAUGAUGCAGACCAUCAACUGCCUACAGAACCAGCUGAACCUCCUGGCUCAUGAAACCCAGAAAGACUUCGCCCACCUGCGCUCGGCUUCCAGUGCCCUGUGGGAGCCUGUGGAAACCAUACAAAAUGACAUCAACACUCGUUGUGGUGUGAUUGAGUCCAAGACUUUGGCCCAGAUGGACCUCUUUUCCUCCACCACCGCCUCCCUCGCCUCCGCUAUCCGCCAAGAUGCCCAGGACAGUGAGAAGACGCUGGGUGAGAUUGAAGGGUACUGCUCCUACCUCUGCAGUUCUGUCACAGAGCUGUCAGAAUGUAACCAGCAGUGGUGCUCUGAUGCCACACAUGUUGUGGACACUCAGGCCCAGGAGCAGCUCAGCCUGCUGGGAGAGACCUCAGCUGCUGCACAGGCCCUGCAGCAGGAAGUAGAGAACCACUGUAACCUGCAGCUUGUGGGAGUACAGACAGAACUGACCCAGCAUCUGGAGGUGGUGCACCAGACUCUGGUGCCUGUCCAGAAACAGGUUUACCUGGAUCGGGUAGCCAUAGACAAGCUGCAGGCUGAGCUCCAGAACCAUGUGGAGACGGAUCACAGGCUGGUCCUAACCUUCCUGGAGCAGGAGCUGAGACAAGAUGUACCCACUGGGGCAACGCCUCAGCGCAGAGAGUUUGUUUAUCCCAAGCUCCUGGUGAAGUCCCAGCACCGCGAGGAGAUCCUGGAGAGCCUGCGACUGCAACAGGAGGAGUUGCAGGACGCACUAAAUGAGAAGUUGGAAGAAGAGGAAAAGUCCCAGGAUAAAAAUGAUUCACUUGACUUAAGUCCCUAUGAUGACAGCGAGGCUGCAGAACCCUGUGACGCCAACAAGAAUGUGGCCUGCAGUGACAACAGGCUGCCCUUUUUCAGGACAAAAAUAUCUGGGAAGGAGAAUAUGAGUCACAUCAAGCCUAAAGCCACAGAAAAUGAAGCUGUCUCAAGCCCUCAAAAAUCCAAACUUCCGCUCAGGUGUCAAAACUAAACAUCCAGUCAUUUAAAAAAAAAUCUUUUUGAGCUUUUUCUUUUUACUGUUUGUGUUUUAAUGUUCUUACAUCACCUUUUUUUUUUAGUAACGUUUUAAUCUUUAGAUUGAA